UCUUGACAUAGCCGUCGACCGUCGUUCUUCUUCACAGUAAGUGUGCGCCGUCUUUCUUCACUUCAUCGUCUUUCUUGUCUUUCGGCUUCUCCGAUCCACAGCGCCGCCGCCUCCGCCGUCGUAUUCGUCUUCAUCUUCCUCUUACCCCUCGACCUCGUCUUCAGGCGUCUUUAUCUUCCCCGGCGUUGCCUUCCGUUUCAAAUUCAGCUUGUCUUAGAAUAGAUCAUUGGAUAAUCAGGGGAAGGAAAAACCUGAAUUGUUAGCAGUGGCCAGUAAGAGCAAAUUCUCCCCCAAAUUAUCGUUCCUUUUGCCGCAGAUCAUACUACAAAGAUGGGAAGAGCGAGGAAAACCCCAAAGUUUGCUGCAAUGAAGAAACUCGUCUCUCACAAAACGAUAAAACAAUAUAAGGAGGAGGUGUUAAACCCUAACAGGAAGGACUUAACCAAGGAGAAGCUCCCCAGAAACGUACCUCAAAUUUCAUCUGCACUGUACUUCAAGCAUAACACUGCAUUGGGGCCGCCAUACAGAGUUUUGGUGGAUACUAACUUUAUCAAUUUCUCCAUUCAGAAUAAAUUGGAUUUGGAGAAAGGAAUGAUGGACUGCUUGUAUGCUAAAUGUACGCCGUGCAUAUCAGACUGUGUUAUGGCUGAGCUGGAAAAGUUGGGUCAGAAAUACCGAGUUGCAUUGAGAAUUGCUAAGGACCUGCGAUUCGAAAGGCUUCCAUGUACCCACACUGGAACAUAUGCUGAUGAUUGCAUCGUCGAAAGGGUUACACAGCACAAGUGCUACAUCGUGGCAACAUGUGAUCGGGACUUAAAGCGCAGAAUCCGUAAGAUCCCCGGCGUGCCGAUCAUGUACAUCACUCAGCACAAGUAUUCCAUCGAACGGCUACCCGAGGCUACAAUUGGCGGAGCUCCAAGAAUGUAACGCGUACGGACAACAUACAACAGACAGACAAUGGUUGGAAGGAGUGCCUGUGUUUUUGCCAUAGUUUUUACUCUCUUACUGUCUGAAUUUCCUUGGUUUCGACAAAUAUUAUAAUUUAAAUUUAUCUUUGGUUUUGGAAGUUAGCCUUGGUGAUAUCAUCUUUGUUGGAAGAUGUAAAUUAGUUAUACAUUUUUCUACUAACGUCAUAGGGUCAUUUAAUAUUUUUUUAUAUAUAUAUAUAUAUAUACAUACAAAUUCCUAGCUGAAAUUGAAUUUAGUCUCAUGGUUUGUUUAUUUUUAAUUUUUAGAGGUUAUUUAGAAAAAUAAUCAUUA
Messenger RNA from Andrographis paniculata, 1260 nucleotides. RefSeq lists its product as uncharacterized. Gene Ontology annotation, cellular component: small-subunit processome; nucleolus. The coding region runs from base 331 to 927 and encodes 198 amino acids. The record is from RefSeq and is a predicted model, not a curated record. The transcript is spliced from 9 exons. Lineage: Eukaryota; Viridiplantae; Streptophyta; Magnoliopsida; Lamiales; Acanthaceae.